Molecule: messenger RNA, 1730 nt
Organism: Aureobasidium subglaciale EXF-2481
Lineage: Eukaryota; Fungi; Ascomycota; Dothideomycetes; Dothideales; Saccotheciaceae
Exons: 3
Coding region: 396-1397 (333 amino acids)
Source: RefSeq, a predicted model, not a curated record
UGAGAAAUUGGCGUGAUGACCAUUAUGUCUGCGUCUGCUCAGAAGACAAUUCCAUGCAUUGUCACACCUCUUGCUCUCCCACAUGCAGGAUCAAUGUUCUACGCAGUGUUAUUUAUUCACAACUGAUAUCGAGUCGCAUGGCGAUCUGGUCCGAAAUAGGAAGCUGUCAAAUAGUCGUUCCCCGCUUUGCUCCUCAAUCGGCCUGCGACACACGGCCUUCGAGGACAACUGCUGGUUGCAUAAUAACGAUAACAAGACUGAUAAGAAUCUGAGAUCUCCUAGACAAUAUAAGCCAUGAACCUGUAUGAGCAGACAGACAUCCAAGAAACAACAUUGAACUUGGUUUAAUUCCAUCUUUACUGUACACUGAGACUCAGCGGCUACCCUACGACAACAUGGGCAACGAACGUAAAGCUAUCAUUGGCAAUGCCGCCAACUUUUGGCUGCACUCUUCCAAGCAAAACAGAUUUGAUCUUACGCACCCGAAGACACCUUCCAGCGAGGCAAUCUCACCACGUCUUGACUUGAUUACGUCAAACACACCGAUUACCAUCGAUCCACAAAAGACAGCCCUUGUUAUCAUCGACAUGCAAAACUUCUUCUUAUCGGAAGGCUUCGGGAGGAAGAAGGGUGCAGGCCACACUGCUGUUCAAAAUCUGGACCAACAUGCCAUUCCUGCAGCAAGAAAGGCAGGCAUUCAGGUCAUCUGGCUGAAUUGGGGGUUGACGGAUGACGAUCUCGAGGCCAUGCCUCCAGCUAUCAAACGUGCGUUUGGCUUCGAAGCCGUAGUAGACGACGACGACGACGACAAAGAGAUCGAAGCCAAGACAGCGGCGGGAGAUGUCUUUCGAGAGAAUGCUGGACAAGAGGGCACUCCAAGUUUCAAGCCCCAGGACACUGCUGUCCUUGAGAAUGGCAAGGACAAACGCAUCUACAAGGGUCUUGGAUCUUGGUGUGGAAAUGUGAAGCUAGCAGAUGGUACAACCGUAGAUGCAGGACGUUUGCUCAUGCGCGAUGCUUGGAACUCCGCUCUAUAUCCGCCUCUCGACACCGUGUACACAGAAGGUCUUACGCAUUCAGCCAAGCCCGACGUGUGGAUUCACAAGGAUCGCAUGAGCGGGAUGUGGGGUGCGCGUACAGACUGCGAGGAAUUUUUGCAGGAAGCUGGGAUUCGCACUCUGCUAUUUGCAGGCGUCAACACUGAUCAAUGUGUCAGCGGAACAUUGACAGAUGCAUUCAGCAAGGGCUAUGACUGUGUGAUGCUCAGAGACGCAUGUGGCACGACCAGUCCAGAGUUCUCGCAGCAGUGUAUAGAGUUUAACGCAGCAAAGAGCUGGGGUUUCGUGGCCACGUGUGAGGACCUCGCGAAGGGAGUGGAAGGCAUGAUCAGCUGCUAAUUUAGGUAUAUCUGUAAAUUUUGGAUUCUAAUCAGAUCACGGGUCUUUUCGGAACAAACGUGUUCCUGCAGCAGGUGAUGGCAGCUUUUCUAUAUUGAUGUCUGUCACACCUAAGCUAUUCUGCAGAGACAUGGAACUCUGUAGACAUGUGGUGACCAGCCAAGCUCCAUAAAGAAUGUAGGAUGUAGCGUAUCAACAACACUUGCGGAGUUAAAUUGGAAUAACAUCUUGUUGCGUGGUCGUUGGCAUGUUCCCUCUGCCGGGAGUACUUCUGGCCUACUGCCCCGGUGUUGACUCCGAGCUGCCGUGGAUGGUGCGUGGUACAUAGAAAUG